GACGGGAGGCAGCAGACACACCUGGAGGGACGGGAGAAGAGAAGUUCAGACCUUCUUCUACUUCUUCUUCUUCUUCUUCUUCUGUCUGUCACGCAGAGGAAAAACCAUCCAGACAGGACAAUCAUGAUGUCGCCACAUGACCGAGCCCUCGAGGACCUGUUGUUGUACGGUGGCGACCUUGGUGACGAGGCGGAGGAGGGGGCGGAGCCAGGCGGGGGCAUGGGGGGGGCAGAGGACGGUCCUGGAGCCGAGAGUGCUCCAACACCUGUGUCCAUCCAGGAGCCAAUGAUGUGCGCUGGUUGUGGUGAGCAGGUGUGCGACCGUUUCUUCCUGUUGGCUGCAGGGAGGUUGUGGCACAGCUCCUGCCUCCGUUGUAGCCAGUGUCAGUGUGAGCUGCAGACGCACCCGUCGCUCUUCUGGAGAGACGGACGCAUCUACUGCCAGCAGGACUACUGCAGGAUGUUCGGAGGGGGUCAGUGUGCUCGCUGCUUCCAGCCAAUCCCAGCGUCCGCUCUGGUCAUGAGGUCCGGUGAGCUGACCUUCCACCCUCACUGCUUCUCCUGCCAGGAGUGUGAUGUGAAACUGCUGCCAGGGAGUCUGUACUUCCUCCAGGGCCAGACGGUCUACUGCCAGUCCCAUUAUCACAGUGAUGGGGGGGUCCCUCUGCCCCUGGACCCUCAACCCAAAUCAGACCUGAAGGAAGGUCAGAGCCAGGCCUCAGGUGAAGGGGAGGAGUCAGUGAGCAGUCCAGAGCCACGACUGGAUGACAGGGGGGCGAGUGGGCGGAGCCGGAGGCGGACCAAGCGAAUCAGGACGUGUUUUCGCAGCGAACAGCUCAGAGCGCUGGAGUCGUACUUCGCCCAGAAGCACAACCCUGAUGGCAAAGACUGGACCUGCCUGGCUCACAAGACCGGCCUCCCCAAGAGAGUCCUGCAGGUGUGGUUUCAAAACGCUCGGGCCAAACUCAGGCGUUCCCUGAACUCUGACGAAUCCCAAGUCAACUCGCCCUCCGGUCCCUCCAGACCCGUAGCCAUGACGACCAGCUCCCCACCUCCCUCCUGCUCUCCUCCGGACCAAUCGCAGCCCUUCCCCACCAGCACCAUCGACCACCUCCAGCUCUCCCUCCUCACCUCUCCGCUCAGUGAGCCGCCAGCGAGUCCAGGCGCCAGUCACCCGACACACCAGGUGCUGCAAAGCCCCGCCUUCUACCUGGACUACGACUCCCAGAGUGCACCUGGGUGCAUCUCCUCGCUGGAGGCCUUUGGAGAGUUUGGAGAGGCAGGAGGAGGAGAAGCAGAGCGACAAGUUGAUCCUGACACGUUCAGACCUCGUUACUGUUGAUGGAACAAAUGAGCAGAUCCUCAUUAGUAGACAGUAGUUGAACUAAUAAUCCUUAAUAAUUCAGAUAGCGGUGACAAUAUUAAACAGACAUGGUGAUGGAAACACGAAGGAGACAUGUAUCAUAGAGACGUGACUGUGUUUCAUUUAAACUUUAAUAAA
Messenger RNA from Mugil cephalus (flathead mullet), 1500 nucleotides. Its product is annotated as LIM/homeobox protein Lhx9-like. The coding region runs from base 124 to 1341 and encodes 405 amino acids. Gene Ontology annotation, biological process: regulation of transcription by RNA polymerase II; neuron differentiation. Gene Ontology annotation, cellular component: nucleus. The record is from RefSeq and is a predicted model, not a curated record. Lineage: Eukaryota; Metazoa; Chordata; Actinopteri; Mugiliformes; Mugilidae. The transcript has 7 exons. Gene Ontology annotation, molecular function: DNA-binding transcription factor activity, RNA polymerase II-specific; RNA polymerase II transcription regulatory region sequence-specific DNA binding.